AUGGGUUCUGCAUGGUCUCGUUCAAAGAGCACUUAUGAUCCAACGCCAGUUUUCAAAACAAAAUAUGGUAAAAUAAGAGGCAAACGUUACCAUGUCGGCGCUAAUCAUUAUGUGAACGUAUUCAUCAGUAUUCCAUACGCAAAACCUCCCACGGGGGUUCUUCGCUUUAAGAAACCGUGUCCUCCUGAAUCAUGGCCAAACGUUCGUGAAUGCAUUCAAAACGUUAGACGAGUACCUGAACGGGAAGCGUUUCUAGGGCGAUGGUCAACAGGCAAUCCGAGCAACGAGGAUUGUCUUUAUUUGAACGUUUACGCACCGGAAUGGGAUCCAUUUGGAGAGCAAAAGAGUGGAAGAGCUGUCAUGAUAUGGAUAAAUGACGAGGAGCAGGCGUUGUACCCGUUACACCCGUCAGUAGGCUGCAGCGGUCGAGGAAUUUGCAAAUAUCUUUGCUCGAGAGACGUGAUUGUAGUGAGUGUGCAUUAUCGACAUGGUAUUCUCGGUUUUGUUGCAACUGCUGAUCAAUACAGCACACCGAACCUCGGCAUUUGGGACCAAGUGAUGGCCAUCAACUGGGUCAAAGAGAACAUCGCAGAAUUUGGUGGUGAUCCUUACAAUAUUACCCUGUUUGGUCAUGGGGCCGGUGCUGUCUUCGUGGAUAUACUAUCCAUAUCACCAUACACAAGAGACUCAUUCGAUAAAAUGAUUCUGAUGUCUGGUACAGCAGAUUGCAAGUGGGCUCUUCAUGACAUUCGACGUGUGAAGCAAGCAACUAUAGCACAUGCUUGCUCACUUGGAUGGCACUAUCCUGAGAAUGCAAGUGAGGAAGACAUAAGUGCCAGUUUAAUGAGAUUCCUGCGCCAUCAGUGUGCCACCUCAUUAACGCCUAUAACUACCGGUUACGACAUAUGCAAGUCGAUUAUCACUUCCCCAACACCAUUUGGAGCAGUUUUUGACGGCGAUCUCAUUCCUGAAUCGAUCACUGAGUUACGCAAGAAAACACCAAAAAAGACAUGCUUAUGUGGUGUAACAGAAUACGAGGCACUGAUUUUUGGUACGGGUUGUGCAUCAGUCCGAUCAUUAUGCGAAGACAUCAUUUCUAUUGUUAAUUUGAUCAAUUGCUUUCAGAUGGAAGACUGUAUUCACUUAUUCUCAAAUGGCAAACGCACAUCUGGAUUUGGUCGCAAAUCAUUGGAUAUGACGAGUUUCGAUCAUCUUUUGAACGUCAUCAUUCCUCAAAGCAAUGACCAUCCAUCUUCACAUUUGUUCAGUGUCGCAAAAUCACUUUAUAUCAAUGAUGCGUACAGCAGUAAUGAGAUGAAACGAGCUUAUGUGAAGCGCUCACCUCUUCCAGCAUCAACUCAUGGUAGCGAUUUAGCGUUUCUCUUCGGGAAAUCACCAUCUCAGAACAUCAAACGUACCGCGGCUGAUCGAAUGGUUAUCGAAAAUUUGACAACGCUAUUCACGAAUCUUGCUAAAUUCGGUGAUGUGAACGGCAGUUUUAUCGAAGGUUUAGAAGCGUUGAAUGAAUACGACAAAUGGUCGUACGUUUCGAUUGGUCGAGGUAUUACAAUGAAAUGCAAUUUCCAUGACAGAAGAGCAAAUUUUUGGCGUCGAUUACGAGAGAAUCGUUUGCAUUUGCCGAACGUUGAAGCAAAUUCGAUUCAAACUCAGACCGACCCGAAACUGCUGACUGCAAAACGAUAUGCAUCAACAAUACAACGACGAGUUCACUGUCAACAGACACAAACUGAUGCGAAUUUACAAAUUGAUCUGAGUUUAUCUGAGCUUCAUGAAGUUGCAAUGAGAAGUCGUGAAUCUCUGAACGACUCUGAGAAUCUUCAACUAGAAGAAAAUGAAGAAGAGGUGGACAAAUUGGAAAUAAUGAAAAGUCAAACUGACGAGCUAAAUGAAGAGGACAUUGAACGAUGUGAGGAGAUCGCGAUUACGAUUACGUUGACGAAAGGUGAACGAGGAAAUUCAUUGGAUUUACAUGAAGCAGAGAUAAUCUUCUUUGCGUGGAUGAAUGAAGCGAAUAUUAGACCGUAUGACACCGAGAGUCAUAAGGGCGGCGAUGGAGAAGACAGUUCGUUAGGCAGACUGGAAGUGCACGAGGAGACCGCCACCGAUGAUCAAUCGCUCAGUGUUUUGUUCUACGAUGAAAUGCUUUACGAGGAUUAUGUGAAAAUUUGCGAAUAUUUCGCAGAUGGACUCAACAACAAUUCAUCAUUCACACCGACUGCACAUCGUUGUCCUACUUCUGAAACGUCCAGUAUGCCAGUAACAAGUCAGACUGUUCGAAUGAAUACUAACCAAAUUACCAGUGAUAAGUCACAUACGGAUAGAUUAAAUUUAGAAACGCCGCCAUCAGAUCGAACCACACUGAGAAGCAGCCUUCCGGAGAAUUUCUAUGAGGGAAGCGCAAGAGAUACUGAUCGAACAGUCUGGUAA
This is a messenger RNA of Anisakis simplex (herring worm), 2448 nucleotides long. NCBI's taxonomy places the organism in Eukaryota, Metazoa, Nematoda, Chromadorea, Rhabditida, Anisakidae. The record is from the annotation of a GenBank genome assembly.